This is a messenger RNA of Argentina anserina (silverweed cinquefoil), 1415 nucleotides long. Its product is annotated as wall-associated receptor kinase-like 20. Gene Ontology annotation, molecular function: polysaccharide binding. The record is from RefSeq and is a predicted model, not a curated record. The transcript has 2 exons. NCBI's taxonomy places the organism in Eukaryota, Viridiplantae, Streptophyta, Magnoliopsida, Rosales, Rosaceae. Bases 43 to 993 code for a protein of 316 amino acids.
CAUAAAACUCACACCACCAAAACAGAGAGAGAGAAAAAGCCAAUGGAACCACAGCUACCAACAUUUGCUCUCUCAUUCCUCAUCUUCAACCUCCUCCUCACCACCACUACCCAAAGCCCUUCCUGCCAACCCACCUGCGGCUCCCUUCACCUGAGCUACCCUUUCGGCUCCGGCCCCGGUUGCGGCUCCCCAACUUUCCAACCAUACACAACCUGCACAACCACCGCCAACCAGCUCCUUCUGACCACCCACACCGGAUCAUACCCGAUCACCUCCAUCUCCUACUCCACCAACACCAUAACCCUAACGCCACCCUCCAUGUCCACCUGCACCUCCAUGCAACCCACCUCCACCAACCUGGGCUUUGACUGGGCCAGCCCGUUCCAGCUCGGCCCAUCAACUUUCAUCCUCCUCUCCUGCCAACCUCCGACCUCCUCUCUCACCCUCAAAGAUUCCUCCACCCCACUCUGCGACCCUUCCUACUCUCAUCUCUGCGCUGCCAUCUAUACGUGUCCCUCCGUCACCGGAAUCAACCUCCCUCUCUUCCCUCCCACGAACACUUGCUGCGUCUACUCCCCCGGAAACCUAGACGCCACGGGUGAGCUAGACCUCCGGGGGCUCAAGUGUAAGGGAUACACCUCCGUCGUGUCGCUCGGGGAUUAUCCGACGGACCCGAGCAAGUGGGAGUAUGGAGUGGCGCUGAAUUACAACCACGGAGGCGGUUUGGAUGGUGGCAUUGUGGAGACGAAGUGCAAGAGUUGUGAAAUGAGUGGUGGUGUUUGUGGUUAUGCUACUUCUGAUAAUACGUUUCUUUGUGUUUGUAACGAUGGCCGCUACAACACCACUUCGGAUUGUUCUUACAAUAAUUACAGUGGUGUUCAACAAGGUGACAUUUGGAGUUCGGAAUCUGGCUCUGAUUUACCAGCUUCUCCGGCUUGGAAAAUUUGGUUGGGGCUCAUGGUGCUGGCUGAACUGGCCAUUUUAACAGCUUGACGAAGAUGGCUUUUGUUGAGAAUCGGAUAAGAAUUGCGCUUGUUUUGACGUUUGUAAGCUGUACUGUAGUAGGACUUUGAAGGACUUCAAAGUAGUGAACUUGUUUUCGUAGGAAACAGCAGGGCAAGUGAUGAGUAAUGAUAAAAUAGUCAAAUGGAAAUAUAGAGAAGAGGAAUAAAGAUGAGCAAGAGCACCAGCCACCAGCAUUUUAUGCACAAAUAGAUGUGACGGCCUCCACUUGAAGAUUGCACCAAGUUGGGUGGUUUAAGUUCAUUGAAUUUGCUUUGUACCAAAUUUUAGGAAUCACCCCAAUUCAAUUUUAGCUUGGAAUUUCCAGAGAGCAAUAUUGGUUUUUCACUGUUAUCAGUUGCAACUGCUCAGUUGUGAUGAUCAAUCGGAUCAGAACUCAAAUCUUCUGCGUU